Molecule: messenger RNA, 1409 nt
Organism: Musca domestica (house fly)
Lineage: Eukaryota; Metazoa; Arthropoda; Insecta; Diptera; Muscidae
Product: transmembrane protein 267
Exons: 2
Coding region: 295-963 (222 amino acids)
Source: RefSeq, a predicted model, not a curated record
UUUCAUUGUGACUUACACGUCCUGUUUAAUAGGCCUUGAAUUGUACUGCAUCGUUGAAGGCGUACGUCAAGUGUUAUUUGGGCCUCCUGUGUGACCUGUUUAUAGACCUUGGUUGAUUUUAAAAAGGUUCUUAAUAACAAUAACAAAUGUAAUGAAAUGAUGUGAAUAGUGCAUAUAAUAAUAAUAAUAAUAGUGCAAAAUUGUAAUGCUCAAUAUUUGUUAAAAUAUUUCACGCACGACUGACGACAGAAAAACAUACAUAAUAUACAUUUCAAUAAACUUCGUGGAGAUCCAAUGUAUUUUCACCUAAUGGUAUACAUGCGUAUUAUUAUUACCACCGUGGUAAUUAUAACAUGCCUAUUGGGUGAUAAUUUUGUUGAACUGACACAGCAUCCGCUGCUUAAAGCCUUGGCGGACAAUGCUACCCAUGCCGCAAUUGGUGCAUUGUCCGGCAUUGCUUUUGCUGUACAAUUUUAUGAAAGAACUACACAUUUCUUUGGAUGGUUCCUGAUUUUUACUUGUUUUGCCUGUUCUUCACUUAUUGACAUCGACCACUUCAUUGCAGCUAGAAGCUGGAGUUUGGAGGAUGCUACAAAUCUUUCACGGCGUCCUUUUCUACAUUGCUCAUCGCUUAUUGUUCUGCUUCUGUUGGCUUAUCUUUGCACUUCUUGUCUCAACUAUUUUAAGUGGAGCCUUGUAUUGGGUGUUUUGCUAUGUGCCUUUAUAACACACCAUACACGUGAUGCCAUACGUCGUGGAUAUUGGUUUUAUCCCUGGGGACAUACUAAUAAAUUACCAAAUCUGGCUUACAUCCUCAUAACGGUAUUAACGCCUUAUGUCGUAAGCAAUUUGUAUGACAUAUGCCGCAGUUCCAUUGUGCAACAAUUCCUUGGUCAAUAUAUUAAACUAAAUGAAGGACAUCAUUACAAAGACGCCAGAGGCUACCGUUACAUGCAGGUGUAAUUCGAUGAGAACCUUCAGUGGUUAUAAAUAUAACAACGGAAACAUGUGAUUUGAAACGUAGUAUAAAAAUAUUUUUUAUCAAUUAAAUACACCUUUAAAAGGUUUUAUUAGCUUUAAUAUACAUUAGAAUUAUGUAGAAUCACACAGCAAAGCAUAUUUUGCAUUCGAUAGAGUGGAUAUUUUAGCUCAAAGCAAAGCCAAAAAAAAAAAAAAAUUAUCCACAUGAUACACCCGCUAAAGAAAAAUGUACUAACUUGAACUCCGCAGCGCCUGUUCCUCAAAAUUUUCCUAAUAUGGUUAGUCCUCUUUAGAUAUUGUGAUAUAAGUACUAGAAAUAGAAAAUAGUAUUUACUUUUUCGCUAUCAGAUCUUGGGAAAGUAAAAAAAAAAACAAUUAUUGCCGUUUUUUAGUUAAAAUUUUUAUUAAUAAAUCUUCUUAAACUUUAA